AGCCAGUUUACAAGGGUAGAGACACAGUUUAAAGCUAGAGCCACAGGUAUAAGAAUGUAAUGUUCUUAUAUCUAGCGGCAAACAAGGUACAACACUGUCUGAGUCUGACUUACUGAGCGUGAGCUGAGCUCACUUCACCAUUAACCACACUAGUAAAAUGACGUUUGUUUUGUUUGACAAAUAAACAGACAGUGGCUUGGUGGAGUGGAAAAACGGCUUGCUUGUAAUCAACAUAAUCGUUACAGUUACUACAAAUAGUGUAUUUAUUUUUUUAGAUUAAUUAUGUUGAUUUUUAAGUGUGCGUUAAUUGUAUUGACAUCAACGUACGUCCUAUCCCUCUGCUUUCAAGUUGCAAAAGAGACCAAUUCAUUGGACAUUGGCCUUGCUUUUUUGUAUGUUGCCAGCGGAGUAAUAGCUGGAAAAAUCAUAUAUGACAGAUAUCAGCAAAUACAUGUGCUAGGCUCACUAACACCCAACCCUAAUGUGACUUCCUAUGCCAACCGGAUAGCUUCCUUCUCUGCAUCAUUUGUGUCAUUGGGCUUGACAGUAUAUUAUUUUCUCUUCCUGUUUAAGGUGGAUAACCAUUGCCUCACAGCACUCACUAUUUUUAUAUGUGGUUUUGGAACUUUAUACAUAUGGAUGCAGUGCAUCAUUACGACGUACUUUUCGACACUGUAUUAUGACAAGAGGCUGACAGUGUUUCGGCAAUGCCUGGCCAAUUUGAGCUUCCUUCUGCUGGUUGUCAUGGCCACAUUUGGUAUCGUCACUUCUUUUUUACCAAGAAGUGGCUCUAGCGGGAUAUACCUGAGUCUUCUCAUCACUUCCUUAUGUAGUUAUACGCUUCUAGCUAUAUUUUGCAUAUAUAUUUUAACUUUCGAAAAGGAGUACGAAUAUUUUUCCGAGGGAUUGAGAUCUCAACUGGUGCUACACGACGGUUGUUCGCCGAGCAACGCGUCGCUAUCUGACGUCGACAGUCUUUACAACGAAGAGCUCGUCUCCAGCGCCAUCGUCAUAAAGGGAAACAUCAACCGCGCUAAGACCUCUUGACAGGAGGCCGUGCCCUCUCUGGGCACGGACAUCCCAGCCAAGACACCCAACUCGAUAUUCUAUGGUAGUUUUGGCCACACUAAAAUAGAAAUAAACAAAGAAAAUAACGAAACACAAGACAACGAUAGCGGCAUGUCUUCAGAA
Plodia interpunctella (Indianmeal moth) is the source of this 1191-nucleotide messenger RNA. RefSeq lists its product as uncharacterized. The record is from RefSeq and is a predicted model, not a curated record. The transcript has 7 exons. NCBI's taxonomy places the organism in Eukaryota, Metazoa, Arthropoda, Insecta, Lepidoptera, Pyralidae. Bases 283 to 1047 code for a protein of 254 amino acids.